CAUCUACUUUUUGUUUAUUUGGCUAAACCCAACUCAAAAACGAAAGUUGGGACAGCGGAAUAGAUUCGCUACAGUCUCUAAGAGUUUCUCGUCUGCAUUUUACUACAAGCUUACCUCCCACCAGUUAAGAACUCUAGAAUCAGACAAAAAUUCUAGAGUUAAAAUUGUUUUCUUAACAAUUCAAUAUUCUAGAGACGGUGACCAGUCUAAUUAGUGGAAGGGAAGGCAGAUCAGGAGUGGAGCACUGAGAACCUAUCACAUUUGAGAUAUGGAAGAUAACGACAUGCAGUAUGACUUCAAGAAAUUUCCGAAGCGUGGCCUUGCUUAUAUUAUUGUCAACGAGAGGUUUACUUCUGAAAGAUACCUCGACAGACCUGGUGCCUACACCGACUUCAAAAACAUGAAAAAACUGUUCAAACUGCUCAAAUUAAAACUCAUGCCAUUUUAUGAUAAAACUGCAAAACAGAUCAAAGAUAUCUUAAAUUAUGCUUCCAAUAGACCAGACCUUGCUGAACGAUCUUGCUUCAUUUGCAUUAUCAGUUCCCAUGGAGGACAUACAGGUCACAUGUCGGGGAAAAAGUCGAUGGAGAAUGCCAUAGUCGGUAUUGAUGGCAAGCCAGUGUCAACAAAAGAUUUAGUGGAUUUAUUCUCUGAGGACAAGUGUCCUCACAUGAGAGCGAAACCAAAACUUUUCUUCAUUCAGGCGUGCAGAGAGUCGGUCGACAGUACUGAUCUCAGUAAAGCUCUGGACUUGGGCGUAAAUGUCCAAUCCAUAGUGCCAGCCAAGGUGCGCAAAUAUCGACGGAUGAGACGAAAAUUAUCAGCAAGCACAAAUUAUGACAGUUCUGAUAGUAAACCAGAACAGUCAGAUGUUCCGUUUGAAGCACUGGAUGAAAUCAUUGAGACAGGUCCUGGAGGUAAGGACACUGAGGAAGAGGAGGAGGAGGAGGAGGAGGAGGAGGAAGAGGAGGAGGACCACCAGUUUUCUGACGGCUAUGACACAGCGACUACAGACAACGAUUCUGAUGGAGAAGAUGAGGACAGAGAAACGGGACAUGAUGACAUCAGAUACAGGGACAGGUCAUCAUACACCAAGCAAUACAAAGACGUUGUUCCUGAAGGUGACAGUUUACCAGGAAUCCAACACAUUGAGGGGAUAACCCCUGAAGAUACGCCCACUGAUCAGGCCGACACCGGAGGAAGCCAACUGUCAAAACCCAGGGGGAUCACAGAUAGAUUACCGGAAAUUGAGAGGGUGGAGGUUACCGCCAUCCCUUGUCACAAAGACAUGCUGGUGAUGUUCGCCUCCCCACCAGGUAAGCUGGCGUGGAGAAGCAAAACAGAAGGAGGCUGGCUGUUGGCGUCCCUCUACAAUGUCUUCAAACAUUAUAUACGCAACAAUGAAAUCCUCGACCAAGACUUUCUUACCCUCCUUACUGAGGUAUCACAGGAUGUUUCCCUCAAAGAAUCUGACACGUUCGAUCCGAAAACCAAAGCAAUGAAGAUGGUCCCGACAAUUUACCACCAGCUCACAAAGAAUAUUGUUAUUUGUUCUAUUAAGAAAACAGGACUAUUACAAAAGCUUGUGGAGAAAGCCAAAAAACAUAUUCCAAAAUGAUUAUCUGACAUGAAUUGCUCAAACAUUGUCAGGUCCAACUGUUAAUUCCUAAUGAGCUUAACUCAUUCACCCCUGAAAUUUUAUAAUGAACUAUUCCGUCCUUUGAAUUGGAAGAGUUCAAAUGUGUCU
Mizuhopecten yessoensis (Yesso scallop) is the source of this 1747-nucleotide messenger RNA. RefSeq lists its product as uncharacterized. The transcript has 7 exons. Bases 269 to 1618 code for a protein of 449 amino acids. Gene Ontology annotation, biological process: proteolysis; apoptotic process. Lineage: Eukaryota; Metazoa; Mollusca; Bivalvia; Pectinida; Pectinidae. The record is from RefSeq and is a predicted model, not a curated record. Gene Ontology annotation, cellular component: cytoplasm.